Molecule: messenger RNA, 1044 nt
Organism: Closterium sp. Yama58-4
Lineage: Eukaryota; Viridiplantae; Streptophyta; Zygnematophyceae; Desmidiales; Closteriaceae
Source: the annotation of a GenBank genome assembly
AUGAUUCCGGACGCUGAAUUAGUACUCGAACGACAUCGCUACACGGAAGAGGUCUUACCACACAUUGACGACUGGACUUCUGGGGAAGGAAGCAUUGAGUCCAAGUUUGACUCAUUCCCUGCAUCCCCACCAUCUCCUACAUCGCCCACGGACACCUACGCCACAGAAGGACAGGAAGCUGACGCAAAUCAAGAGGAUGCACCCAUUGACGACACAGCCGAUAAAGAAGAAAUGGCUGCAGCAAGUGACUUACCUCCAGCUGGCGUCUCUAAUCGUGCUGAAACCAACGAAGUGGAGAAUGAGGCACAUCAUCUCUAUGACUUUGCCUACGCACCUGGUGGGAUCGAGCUGGCAGAUCAAGACGCAGCUCCACGGUGGGUUCACUUCACCCCACUUGUGACUGUGCUUGGAGGAGAAGGACAAGGGACGUACAAGAUGACAGGACUGGACGUGCUGUUUGGGAAACGGCAGGCAGCACAAGCGUUCAACACCCUUCCCAACUUGCAGCAACAUGUGCUAGGAUUUGCAGUGGCCAGCGUCCCCAUGGUGGACCUAACGUACAAAGAGCCCAAAACGCUCAAGGAGAUGGCAACAAACCAGUACGCACCUCUUUGGCAAGCCGCUGUGGAUGCAGAAUUGGCCAAGUUCGACGAGCUGGACACAUACGAAGUGGAGGACAGAUUGGACGUACCCAAGCGAACGCCUGUGUUGACGGAAGGAGUCGUUUUAAGGGUGAAACGAGAUGAGCAUGGACAGCCAAACCGGUUCAAAGCGCGCUGGGUGGUCAAAGGAUGCGGACAAACAUGGGGAACUUACGAUGAUACAUAUGCACCGGUUAGCCAAGGCCCGACCUCACGCACGUUCGUUGCUGGUGCAUCUGCUACGAAGCGGAAAGUGGUGCAACUGGACAUCUCCAAAUCGUUCUUGUACACUCCAAUCGACUGGGACGUGUAUGUGAGGUCCCCGGAACCACGAAGCAACGGAGACAAAGUUUGGAAGCUCAAGCGCAGUGUGUAUGGACUAAAACAUGCACCACGCUUGUAA